AUGGACUGGAUUGAUUUCAGAAUGAAGAGGGAGCUGUUAGUCUGGCUUGAUUUUUCGCAGGACACUGUUGACACACUGAUGCGAUGUGGAAACGCUGCCGAGACCAGAAGCGUUCUCUCCGAUCGGCUUCACAUCGAACGCGGCACAGACAAAGCAGAGAUUCUCUUGGAUGCGUUCCAGGGGUGUUUGGCAUACUCAAAAGAAAAAAAGUUCACUUCUGACAAAAUCUCUGUAAUGCUGGGUAUUUUGAACCGCGUCCACAACUUCGCCUGCCAGACUUCAUUCGAAAAUAGCAAAGAAACCGUUCAAGUUCUAAGAGACUUCAUCCUCUCCCACGCAUAUCUCCGCCCUCCCUUCGCUAUCGAGGUCUUCACAAAUAAGGAAUCGCAGCAAGUGCUCCAGUACUUUAUGGACACUUACAUUCGCCACUUCAAGCUCUACAAAUACGUCUUCACCUCACGAAUUGUGAUGGACGUCGCGCUCGAGUUCCCCAACGAGCCAGAGGAAGUUCCCACUCCAGAGCCAGAGUCUGAGAAAGAGCCAAUUGAUGAGGCGCUAGCAGAAGCGCAAAUGCCAGAUGAUGAGCUUGAAGAAAUCAUUAGAACCGCUGUGACAGGCAACUUCCAGGAAAUGAUGCGACGCUUCGAGAGCCAAAUCGAGGAAACCGUUCGCCAAACGAGAGAAAAUAUCGAUGGCCUUCAAAACAAAGAUCAGGAUGGCGAACUACAGAACUCCUCCACAACGCUUCAGAAUAGCGGAAUGUCUCUUAAUCAAUCGGAGAAGCAAAAGAAUUCGGAGUCGCCCGGGAUGCAAGAAGCGACAAACGUAGACGAUGAAAAUGAAGAGUUUGAGUUUAUAAAGAAAAGAGAGGCCAGGCAGGCGAAAAUCGAACAGAUCGAAGUUGCGCUCAGAGUGGGAGAUGUUGCUUCCCUCAGGAACCUGGCAAGUCAAACUGGUGGGCUGCUCGAAGACAGAUUAAGGAGAGAGUGCUGGCCACUGCUGCUUUCGAUCGACACAAACCGCCUCCCGCAAUGCGGAGAUCGAAAGAAAUUACGAGCUUCCAAACACUAUGAACAGGUGAAACUAGACGUCGACAGGUCUGUGAAACGCUUUCCCGAUCGAAUGCCAGAAAAACAAAGAAGAAGUUUACAAGAUCAAUUAAUGGACCUGAUUCUAUGGGUGCUGGAAGAAGAAGAUGAUCUGCACUAUUACCAGGGAUACCACGACGUAUGCGUUACUGUAUUGAGAGUCUGUGGCCUCAGACUCGGGCAAGUGAUUGCCAAGGAAUUAAGCAAACGCCACUUGCGCGACUAUAUGUGUCCAACGAUGGACCAAACCCGAAUGCUACUUGACUUUAUUAUGCCCAUCAUUAAAGAAGAAGACGACGAGCUGCACGACUUCCUGCUUGAGUCCGAUGUUGGCACCAUUUUCGCUCUGUCUUGGGUCAUCACGUGGUACGGACACGUCUUGGCCGAACACAAGUUCAUUGUCCGUCUCUUCGAUCUAUUCCUCGCUUCGCAUCCUCUCAUGGCUGUCUACACAGCUGCAGCUAUGGUUCUUCACUGUGCGGACGACGUCCUGGACCAGGAAUGUGACAUGCCGGCCGUGCACCAUACUCUCGUCAAUCUACCAGGAACGCUCGAUCUCUCAGGCAAUUUGGAGCCAAUAAUCGCCCUUGCAAAUACGCUCUUCAAAAAGCACCCUCCGUCUUACCUAGCGAAAACCAAAUAUGAAGCAUAUGAGAACUGUUCUCUUAUCAAAGAAUUCACUCACAUGGAGCCAACGGAAAGACUCGUGAUUAGGAGGAGCACCUCGUCUCAAAAAUUCAUUCAGCUUCUUAGCGCUUCCUUGACGGUGGCUGGACUGAUCGCCGUCGCUUACAACUACAUGAACGACUUCUUCACCUUAAACUUACUCUAG
Molecule: messenger RNA, 1920 nt
Organism: Oikopleura dioica
Lineage: Eukaryota; Metazoa; Chordata; Appendicularia; Copelata; Oikopleuridae
Source: the annotation of a GenBank genome assembly